AUGGGAGACAAACAAGCCCGCCGAACAGGAACCCCACCGACAGCGCACCGCAGGCACGCAGGGGCCCGAGCAGCCCGGACAGAAACAACACCGGAAGGCCGAUAUGGACGAACCGACAGCACCAACCGAGCCCCCAGGCGGAUUUCCCCACCCAAAAACACAACGAAACCACUCCGCUCCCACCGAUCACAGCAAACACAGCCGCAAGGCAAAACAAAGGAUAGAGCAGCCCUGCCCGGCGCGCGCCAGAGAGCCAGAGCAGCAAAGCCGCCCCAGCCGCCAGAAGCCAGCACAAGCAGCAAAAAGAAAGCAGCAGACGCGACCCCGCCGCUCCCGUCGCACCCGGCGAGAAAGCAGCACGACCCACCCCGCUCCGGCCCCGCACCGCCGCCAAACACCAAGCAACCCUCCACUCCCAAACCGACCCCGCGCACGAUGCACAGCACCGCGCACCACCGGCACCCAUCCCAACAAAGCGAAGCCACACCCUCAACCCGGGGGGCAUCCCGAAGGGAUGCCCCGAACCAGCCCACAACAGACACACAUGAACCCCGGCCGCAGGCGCGACCACCCAUGUACCCCCCCGGACGACGCAACCACGCCAAGCGCCACGGCCAACCACUGAAACCCGGGACCAAAAGACGAGGCACGCCCCGACGCCCCGCAGAGCAGAAGCACCCCGGCCAGCACCACAAAAGAAGCUCUCCUUACCCCCGAACAAAGGAGGCCCCGAUCGCUGUUCGCUAA
Molecule: messenger RNA, 747 nt
Organism: Cyprinodon variegatus (sheepshead minnow)
Lineage: Eukaryota; Metazoa; Chordata; Actinopteri; Cyprinodontiformes; Cyprinodontidae
Product: extensin-like
Exons: 2
Coding region: 1-747 (248 amino acids)
Source: RefSeq, a predicted model, not a curated record